AUGCCCACGUCCACGUACGUUUGGUGCUUAGUCGCAGGGAGCCCGAGCCCGACAUGCCCGAGUCAGGUAGCCCACGUUUGUGGGAAGAGGAAGUGCCGGGGCGUGGCGCAGGCGAAGUGCCGGGGUGGCAAAGGAUCGCAUCGGUCGAUGCAUGCGCGCGUGCCCCCAUGUGUUGUCACUGUUGUUGCGGUGGGCGCGCCAGAGGGGGAGAUCGCCACACAGCGUUACGGAGUAGUUACGUCUUGA
Messenger RNA from Purpureocillium lilacinum, 246 nucleotides. The record is from RefSeq and is a predicted model, not a curated record. NCBI's taxonomy places the organism in Eukaryota, Fungi, Ascomycota, Sordariomycetes, Hypocreales, Ophiocordycipitaceae.